AUGAGUACCUCAUCACCUACGAAAUCCCAAACUCUCCCUCCUGUCCACAACCCCAACAGUCCCAAUCCCAAUGCCCCCAUCUUCAGACCGUCACCGGCUAGAGCCACCAGUCUGAGCGGUACCCCAUUCCAAUACAAGACGAGGGCGGCAUCUCAGCCUGCUGGGGAGAGGAUCCCACCGUCUUCGACACCUGGUUCAGGGAGAGGUAGUCCAGGUAUGAACGGUACGAAUGGCGUUGGAGGAGGAGCUUUCGGAGUGAUUGGUGGAUCAAGGACUCCAGGGAGGUUUAGUAAUGCUUUGGCUGGUGGGACGCAGACGAGGGCGAAUAGCUUUUCAGCCGGAGAAGUAAGGGAACCAAGGAAUACAGUACUGAAUAGAACAUUAUCAUCCCACACCGAGGAAUUCUUCCCAUCCCGCUCCCAAUCCACCUCGCCAUUCCCUACGUUUUCACCCAAUUCCACCCCUUCUACCUCUCCCGCCGCUAUCCGCCAACACCCCUUACCGCCCUCUCCGCCCAAGGCAGGAGCCAACUCCUCACGGUCUAGAUCACAAUCCUUAGCUACUGGCGUGCGUCCCACCAACAUUGACAGACCGUGGUUCGGCACAAUGAGUACUUUGGAAAACGUAGGGGCGUUUUCGAAAGUGGAUGUCGGAUGGAAUAUCAGUCCCAACGAAGGAAGUAACAUGUCCCCAUUCUCACGUGGACUGCCAUCACUGGGCAAUAACCCUGCAAAAGAUGAGAUGUAUGGUAAGAAUGGUGUGACCCCUUCAGGAGGAAGGUUCAAAGAUGGUUUCAAACCCUCCGCAGGUCCGCCAUGGGCAGCUUCCCCACCUGAUACUUCAGCAUUAUCAUCGUCAGUACAUAAAGCUCUAGGAGGUGGAUACGGACAAGGGCAACCCUUCACUGGUGGAAUGGGAGGAAAUGCAUAUGGAGAAUCGAAUGGAGGAAAUAGAUCAGGAGCAUCAUCAAGAAGACAUAGUGUAUCUGUCGUAGGUGGACCAGGAGGUAGAAGGGAAUUUGCUUUUGGCGAACCUGGAAUGGGAAUCACCUCUAUGAGUCCACCCUCAAGAGGUUUGUUCGGCUUUGAAAGUGAUUUAGGAAACGCCUUGAGUCUGGAUAUUGACCAAAGCAAGAGGACAAUUAGAGAUGAGGAGGUGAUAAGUUCAGGAUCAUUACCUAAAUUUGGAUUUGGCGAAGCAGGAAUGGGACAUCAGCGUAUAUCGUCCAUCAAUCGACCUAAGAAUGAAGAGAUUUUCCCAUCGUUCGGUUCAACCCCACCUCGAGGUAGAUUGGAGACUUUCGGGAUACCCGGAGAACGAACUACCUCAGGUGAAAGUAACGGUAAUAGCAAGAGAUUUCCUCUGGAGAACGCUGCGGUCGGCUCACCAAUUGCGGGACACGAAAGAAUUGCGAAUGGACAUUCUAAUGGAUUGACGGGAUCACCAGAAGGUACAAAAGAUCUAUCAUUAUCUACGUCAACGAUCAAAUCAUCUACGUCUGUACCUGGACCUGGACCAGGUGCGAUUGGCACACCCGGUGCAGGACCCCAACCACCACCAUCGUUCAUUCCAGGUCAAUCACCGUAUCCUAUCGGUGCUAGACCAUAUGGUAAUCUUCCUCCCCCUCCACCUGGUGGACCCACACCGGGACUGGGACUGAUGAAUAAUGGGUCACCAGGUCAAGGUAUGUUAGGUGGACUAAGUGGAUUUGGUAGACCCCCUCUUCCUCCUCAGGGGUACUAUGGUAUGCCUCCUAACAGACCUCCGCCAGGCGUUCAAGGAUAUAAUGGACCAGGGCCGGGACAUUCGUUACCACCACUCCCGCCACCUGGAUCAGCGUACGUAGGAGGUGGAUCGUACUCGAACCAACCACCUCCUCCAUUCUAUCCUAACAACUCACCACCUCAACCUACCUCUCCAUCAUUCUCUACUUUAUCAUUGUCUGAUUUGGGUAAAGGGAUUCCACUGGGUUCACUGGCAAUAACGACACCACUUUACAUAGUUACUUUCAAAGCUGGUCGAAGGGAUAUCUAUUAUUGUCCUGAUCCUACAUUGUUAAUUUCGAAUGGGGACAAAGUAAUUGUCGAAGCUGAUAGAGGAAGUGAUCUCGGUACGGUCAUAUAUGAUCAACUUACACCGAACGAUAUCAGAGACUGGCAAGAAAGACAAGCUACUGCAGCGUUACUGUCUGGUGCAAGUCAACAUCAACCUCCUGGUCUGGCUGUAUCUGGUCAAUUACCACAGCAACAGCAAGUACAACAACAAAAGCGAUUGUCCGGUGAAUUUGGUGUACCUCCUGAACUUUCUAAUAUGGAUUUAGAUGGGUUGUUAAGUGGUUGUGGACCGUCGGGACAACCUGAUUUAGCGGGAAGUACGAUUGUGAGAGGACCGUUGGCUAAGGAGUUGACACCCAAGAGGAUAUUCGCGAAGAGCAGUCAAGGGAUUGAAGAGCAGAAUCGUAUGAGAGAAAAGUUGAAUGACGAGUAUGAAGCGAUGAUGAUUUGUCGUGAGAAGGUCAUGCAGAGAGGAUUACCUAUGCAAAUUGUCGAUGCGGAAUAUCAAUGGGAUCGACGAAAACUCACUUUCUACUUCAAAGCCGAUAAGAGAGUCGAUUUUCGAGACUUGACAAAAGAGAAUUUCAGGAUUUUCAAGUCAAGGAUCUGGAUGUCUAUGGUUCCUAAAGAUGAUCCGAGGGGAUAG
Kwoniella botswanensis is the source of this 2700-nucleotide messenger RNA. RefSeq lists its product as uncharacterized. NCBI's taxonomy places the organism in Eukaryota, Fungi, Basidiomycota, Tremellomycetes, Tremellales, Cryptococcaceae. Gene Ontology annotation, cellular component: cytoplasm. The coding region runs from base 1 to 2700 and encodes 899 amino acids. The record is from RefSeq and is a predicted model, not a curated record. The transcript is spliced from 6 exons.